GGCCGGCCCACCGCCGCCGCCGCCGGUCGGCCAGUCGGUCGCCGCUUGAGCGCUGCGCCGCACGUCUCAGAGAGUGAGUGAGCAGUCUCGGACCGAUCAGCGCCCCGGGGAGCGGAGUGACUGGACGGGCCCGCGGGCCAUGAUCUGACAGCGACCGCAGAUAACAUAACCGUUGAAGAUGCCGACGGUAGACUUGGACACCAUCGAAGAUGAGGUUCUUCUCCGUAAAAUGUGGAAGGAGGAGGAGGACGUCACCGAGAAGCGCAACAUUCGCGCUCGCAUGUUCCAGCUGCGCGAGCGUCGCCUCAAGGACCUGCACGGAUCGGACGACGGGGAGCGCAGCUUGGAGCGUGACUCCCGCUACCGUCGCCUGGCGGGGGAGGCGGCUGAUUCCUCGGAACGAGCCUCCUCUCCGUCGAGAAAGGAGGCGUCGCCGCCGAGGAAGGAGGCGUCACCAGUAAGGAAAGAGGCAUCGCCAGUGAGGAAAGAGAUGUCUCCGGGCAGAAAGGAGAUGUCGCCAGAGACUGAGAAGACGCGGGCCCGGCGCAGUCCGGCCAGUGAGAGCCGCGGCAGUUCGCCGAGGAAGACGUACUCCUCGCGCGCCGCCACCACGGAGGUGCCCGCCCGGAAGUCCGCCACACCAGAGAGGAGUGGGCCGACGGACCGGCGCGCUCGUCGGGCGAUCUCCACCGUGGAGCCGCCGGCUGGCCGGCCCGCCAGAGCGUCACCCACCCGCAAGCAGCGCAUCGACAUCGUCAACAAGCCGGAGAACGCCCGUGUGGAGAUCGGCGACGGCCAGAUCGUCAUUGACUUCAGUCCGGACAAGUUCAGCAAGGCGCGACGCCAGGUGGUGCUUGAGUAUGAGGGAGAUCGUCCCGACGUGAAGCAGAUCCAGAGCAAGCUGCAGGAACUGGGUCUCGACCAGAUGGAGAACAUCGACUUCAUGCUCACCGGACUGGGCGGAGAGAAGCGGGUGGGCACGCAGAAGGUGCGCACUGCCGUCCGAGAGUUCGACCGCGAGCCGGGUGCCGGCGAGGUGGUCGAGGUGAUCCCGCCGGAGAUCAUCAGUGACGCUGACGUAGAGGUCGCAGACGGCGAGAUCCUUAUUACGGUGGAGCCGGACGACCCGCAGAAGCGGCGUCAGCUCAUGUGGAGCUUCAGCGGCACGGAUCGGCCGAGCUGUGCAGCACUGCGAGAGAAGCUGGAGAACUUCACUUUCAGCGAUAUCGAGCGGCUGGACGACAUCCUGGCCGACUUCGGUGGCCUCGUACUGCAGGACGAGCACGAGACACACGAGGACGCGCAGGGUCGCAGCGUGACGCGCCGCCGGAAAGUGAUCCAGUGCGGCACAGAGGAGCGGCUGCAGGCGCCGUCGCCGACGCAGCGGCCGCGCCGACCUUGCGCGCAAGAGGUGGCCGUGCGUGGCAGCGAACUGCAGGUCUGGGUGCCGGCAACCGUUGGUGCCCCGGCCCGUCAAUUCCUGCUGCGUUACCCCAGCGGUGCGCCCGACCUGGAGCAAGUGAUGUGUACUCUGGAGAACAGCGGUCCGGAUGGUCUGGACGAGCUGCUGGAGGAGCUCGGCUGUCAGCCCGCUGAAUCCCAUGAGCCAGCCGUCGAUGGCGAACCAGUGCGCACCACGCGCGCCGAGGUGGCCACUGAGGGGCCGGCCGCGCCGCAGCACAGCCCAGAGCUUCGGCUGCGUGACGGACAGAUCCAGUUGAACCUGGCCGCUGCGCAGGAACGUCCCCGCGAGGUAGUCAUCCACUACGACGGCACACGGCCUGACGUGCAGGCGCUGGUGGAACGUGUGCUUCAGCUGGACCCGUCCGACCAGGAGCAGCUGGACGCGCUGCUCAACCAGGUGACCGGUGAGGUACUCCAGGACGAGACCAUUGAGGAGGUGGAUGAGGCAGGACGUCGUGUCAUCCGCAGAAGAAAGGUGGUGAGGACAGAGGAGACACUGCGUCCACCGUCCUCUUCCUCUUCCCGUCGCCCGGUUAGCCCGGCCAAACCACCACCGAGCAGCGUCAGCACCGGACCCGACGACGUCAACAUCGAAAUCAAGGGGAAGCAGGUGAUCCUAACGCUGAAUGCCGGUAACCAGCAGCAGGAGGUGACGGUGACACUCGAGGGCGACCACCCCGACCUCGAGGAGCUGACCGGACAGCUGGAGAGGAUUGGCUUCUUCUCCACCGAACAGGUCACUCACAUCAUGAAGGUCAUCACCAAGCAUGUCGAGAGCAAGGCGAAAAAGCCAGCCACUCGACAGACGUCCAACUUCCAGCGCUCUGGCUCUACCCGCGGAUCUACCCGAGGCUCGACCAGAGACGCGCCCUUCACCCGCGGUGGAUCCACACGCGGCUCGGCCCGUGACACCACCCGUGACUCCACUCGCGGCGCUCCUUCUCGCAACAAGGUGUCCGAGAUCAGCAAACGGUUUACCACCACGGCAACACACCAGGUGCAGAAGCCGGAGCGUGCUGCGCCGUCUCCCUCCCGGCCAGGUCUGCCGGGCUCCAGCAGUGACGGAGCUGCGAGACGUUCCUUCAGACGGACUGAGACGACCACGACGCGGCGCACGGUACCCAGCAGGGACGCCUCGCCGACCAAGCGUCCUGCUGCCCGAACGACAACCAAGCCGGCCGAGCGGGCGCGUGAUGCCUCGCCGACCAAGACGGAGCGGCGUCGGCCCGCUCCGAGCCGCGAGAACGGCUCUUCGGAGCGUCAGCUGGUGGUCGAGUACGAUGGUGCUCGGCCCGACCUCAAGGCGAUUCAGCAGCAGCUGCAGGACGCUGGUCUCGACGAUCUGCAGCAGAUCGAACGUAUUCUGGCCAGCGUCGAAGGCGAGGUGAUGGAGGACUCACGCACCGAACAAACCGAAGAAGACGGCUCCCAUACCGUCACGCGCACCAAAGUCAUCAAGACCAGAGGUGCACCGGCGGAGCCCACACUGCGUCAGCGCGGUACCGACAGAAAGACAGCGCUGACGCGGACUCCCUCGGGUCGGUCUUCGUCGCGCCCAACCGGUCGUGCGGGGGCCACGGUGACCAGCCGUCAGCCGUCAAAAAACGGAGUUAGCAGCCCUCGGCGGUCGGAGGGUGAGCGUCAACCGGAGCAUGAGGCCGCGGAUAAGCAGCAGCGCGAUGUCGGCGACGUUUCUGACGCCGGCGACGUGUGGGACGUGCCCGAGAACGUGACAGUAUCGGUGGACGGCUCCGGUGUGCUGCUGGAGCUGCGUCCUACUGAGCUCCAUUCCGAGCGCCACCAACUGCUGGUGACGUAUGAAGGUGCGGCGCCGGACGUGCCCCAGGUUCACCGGCUCCUGGAAAAGGUCCGUCGCGGAGGCGCCGAUGACCUGGACACUGUGAUGGCCGGUAUUGGCGGUGAGCUACUUGAAGAGUCCGAUGAAGAAGUGGAGAAUGAGGACGGAACAGUGAUGGUGCGCAGACGCCGAGUAGUACGAGCACCGGCUGACGAGCGGACUCCGUCUUCGCCAAGGGAGGAAGAGGACGACGAAGAAGACGAGGAGGAGAGGAAGGUGUACCAGACUAAGAAGACUCUGGAGAUAAAUGGCAGAACGGCGCCGCGAGCUCCUGUAGAGUUCGCCAUCAAGGUGGAUAAUGCUGAGGUCGAGGCGGUCGUGCAAAAUAAAAUUAAACUGAAGCCGACUGGCCGAAGUGCGACGCGGGAGCCCAGAACGUCUGUAAGAGAGCCGAGGACCACUCGUGGCUCUGAUACAACGGUUCGGGCUUCCCGGACAACUUCGUCUGGGACAAGUCAGCCUCGACGCGGUACCUCACGUCCUCAGGAGCGUCCUCAGGAAGACAAGAGGAAGCCUGCUGCCUCUGAGGAGCGCCGGAGGCCGUCUGCCGACCCGGCCAAAACUCCGGUGAAACGGACCAUCAGCCAGCCGCGGGGCAGAGCUGUCAGCCCGUCCAAGCCAGCCUCAUCGACUGGCAGCCAGCCGAGGAUGCGGGAAUCGAGCCCCGUCAAACCAGCCACAUGCUCAGACACCAACCCGUGCGGUCGCAUUCAUCAGCAUACGCCGGGCGCCCCAUGCACACGCAAGGCACCUCUGGAUACCGGACUGGCCGAGCUACGCCGCCGGAGGUCAUCUCAGGGAAAACGAGAAUCUGCUACACCAGAACGGAAGAAGUCCGAACAGCGGCGUGGCUCGGACGUGCCUUCCCAACCCGCGCAGAAAUCUCCGACGAAGGCCACUACUCGUCGCCGUCCGGAACCUGAAAAGAAGCAGAAGCGCGCUCCGAGUAAGGACAGCAGCAGCAGCAGCAGUAGCGAGAGUGACACCGAGUCAGUUACGGAGUCAGAGUUUGUGUACUACAGCAACAAGGAGGACUCACCAGACCGACCGCUGCCCGAUGGCAGGAGGCCGUCAGAGCCAGACAGCGUCCCAGAUCUGCCGCCUGACGAGAGAGCUGAUUCCCCUGAGUCCCUACGCUCACCAAAACCGCGUGAUAGGUCGCCCAGUGAGGAGAGGCAAAACCGGGAGCGGUCGCCGAGCCCAGACAGAUCAAGGAAGCAGAGCCCUCCCAGCGAGAAGCUCAGACGUCAGGAAUCGCCGAGCCAGGAGAGGCCACGCCACGACAGGUCUCCCAGUGAAGAGCGUUUGCGGCGCAGCAGACGUCUGAGCCCUGAGAAUAAGCAGAGUUCCAGCCCGACUCCAGAAAGAGAAAUGUCUCCCGAAGUACAGAGGACACAUGAGCUGAGUCCCAAGGAGACGAAUCGACAGCAUCCUACAGCGUCAGAAGAGCCGGAGAGCCCAUCUAGGAAGGCUCCGCCAGUGGCAUCCAAACCACGAACGGUCCCGACCCCUGCCCCUGAGCCGGAACAUGAUGGCUCCGAUGACGAGCCAGCGGUGAAAUCCGUCAGGAACAAGAUGUCUCUCUUCGAGCAUAAGAUGCAGGCAGUCACUAAGACGAACACCACGGUGCCAAAAUCGCCUCGGAUGCCGCGCAAGGCGACUAUCUGGGACAAGGCUCCGGCGGUUGAAGAGACCCGCUCUCCUACUGCCGCUCCGGUCCCGCGCGCAUCCGACUUUUCCCGCAGAAGAGAGCUGUUCAACUCACCGGGAAGGAAGCCGGAGCCUGCGGAGGAGCCGGCACGUAAUGAUGGCUCUCUACCACGCCGAGAGAGGACCCCAAAGCGGGAGGAAGAACAGACACUGAACGACGAUGAUCAGCCAAACAUAGUCAGGGAGGUGCCUGACAGAGCUGAGUCCCCGACAUCUCAUUCCAAAGAAGAGCCAAUUCCCGUAAAAGAGCCUGAACGUGAUGAGCGCGAAGAGCCUUAUGGUUUGGACCGUCCUGAAUCACAGGAAACUAAGGUAGAACGUUCAGAUGGUGUUACAAAGGAUGAUUUACAAGUGGAGGAACGGGAUCGUCAUUCAGCUGAGCAGGACAAUAAGCCGGCCGAUGAGUCACCUGCCGUCAGCGACCAACACGAUCGGUCCCCAUCUCCGACUAGCGAGGCUAAGCUGAACCGUGAAACCAGUCCAGUGCAAUCAAAACGGGGUUCUCCAAAAUCCAAGGCAGACGAUAGUUAUGUCCAGAAGAAAGAUGAGCCUCGUGAUGCAAGGAAAGAGUCUCGUAGAAGUCCUGGUAAAUCACCGCUCAAGUCACGUGACUCUGACCUGUCUCGUCGCAGGCCCUCGGCUGAACCAGAGGCAAAGAAGCCCGCCACUAGGCGGGGAUCAGACAUUUCCAAAAAGGACAAGCCUGCGACCGAGCCGAUGUCCAGUCGUCGAAACAGCCGCAAGAAUAGUCAGGAGGCACCAGUCCGCACAGAACGGCUGUGCAGUAGACAGAAGUCUGAGGAGAAGGAAAAUUAUCGUAUAAGGGAUUCUGUUGGCGUCCUCAGAAAGAGGUCAUCAGAUGCAAGCAUUAGAUCCGAGCGCAAGACCUCGCUGGAAUCACGUCGCUCUCCAGUAAAAGCUAAGUCAAAGUCACCUCCGGUAGAGACAGCUUCACCACGAGCAAAGAAGAGCUCUCCGCUCCGUAAACGUUCACCGUCUCCGCCUCCAGCUAGGGAGAACCCCACUCCAGAGCCACAGGUGACCGAGGACAAGAAAUCCCCCGUCCCUCAGGCCAGAGACGCUAGUCCUGCCGAGCCUCGGCCAGUGCGAGAUGAGCGAUCUCCCAGUCCUCGGCCUGCUCAAGCGGAAGAAUCUCCUGAGGCGCCAAAACCUGAUGAGUUCCAGAACACUGUGCACGUGGAGAUCGUGGACGGCCGAGAGGUCACCAGCGGCGAGGACACUGAGCCGGAGCGUCCGCCAAGCCCUGCGCCGCAGCAGCGCUCCGAGAGCGGCGAGCUGCGCAGGAAGGCGGCCGGCUCCGGCCUCCUGGACAAGCUGACCUUCCUCAAGUCCGCUGAUGACACCAAGGAGGCAAAGAGCGACGGCGUACCUUCACCGGACGUGCACGUCAACGAGGACGACCGGCCGUUCGAAGACAACAACCGUCGCCGCUCCCGGACGAGCCAGGACAGCCCGGCUCGUGAGCAGAGCCCGCCCGUCUUCCGCCGUCAGCCUAGCUUCAAGUCGAGCCGGCUAGCCAAGGCAUUUGAGAAGUUCGAGUCUCGCUCACAAGAGUCAACCACCUCACGCCGAUCGUCUAUCUCGAAAAACAAAAUGCGUCUCGACAGGAGCGACUCGGUGCAUCGUGCCCGAGAGAAGUUCGAGCACCUGGCUCACGACGAGCCGGCGCCGGCGCACGACAGCCGCCCCAUCGACACGCGCGCCUCCCCAGAAAAGUCUGUCCUCGUGAUGCGAGCCCACAUCGAGAUGGAUCGCACUCCGGCUGAGCUGGCGCAAACCUGGCCUGCCAGGAAGCACUCCAUGUCGCCGCAGCGGGAGCCUCGCGCUCCCCAACGCGACUCAGUCUCCCCACAAAAGGAGACAACUCGAAGGGACAGCGAGGAGAAGGACCGACCGGGGUCACCUCAUGCCACUGAUGAGCCGGAGUACCAGGAGGACUCUUACACAGAUGUAAAGCAGGCUCUACAGCAGGGCAAGUUCCCCUACAAACGCAUGGUAAGCAGCUCGUCCAUCGCCUCAGAGGGCAGCAUCUCGGUGGAAGAGGCACGCAAGCUGAACCGGGCCGACUCGCUGAGGAGUCUGGAGCAUGUGUCGCGCGAGCCCUCACCGAUGAAGCAGGUGCCGCCGCAGGAGCCGGAGCUGCCGGAGCCGGCGGCCGCGGAGCCCGAGUCGGCACGGCUCGUCGGAGAGCUCGCCCGUGACACGCACUCGGGCUCAAACAGGGCCUCGUUCCGGAACGUGACUCGACUCUCCAACCUGCGCUACAACCCAGACAGCGAGUUCAUGGACGAGCUGUUCCCCAAGGGAGGCGACGACCGCAAGUCCGCCCCAGAGAAAACUGAAACAAUGCCGGAAAAGACGGCGACUCCGAAGCGUGACGAAACGUCUGAGAAACCGCCGACGCGACGGGCGACGAGGACAGACGACACGCCGAAGAGUCAGCCGAAGGAAGAGGCACAGCAGCGUAUCCCCAGCCCAGUGGAAAAGAGUCGUACUGAGGAGCCGUCCGGCCAGCCGGAGGAGCCGCUUGAAGAGGACCAGAAGCCACAGGAGGAAGAUGAGAAACCCCGGGCUGUCAACCAGGCCGACUGGCCGCUGGAGGAGAUCGAUGACCUGGCACUUCUAGAGUCAAUGCUCGAGAAGGCCAGCAAUUACGACGAACGAUUCAAAGUACGGACACGGAUCAGGAUGGUCAAGAAAAUGUCUACCACAACAACCAGCUCUUCACUGUUUUCGAAAGUGACGACACAAUCCAAGAUCUCAGAUACAACUGUAAAAUCACCCAAAAGUCAGACAGAAGACAAGUUUUCAAAGUUUAAGAAGUCCCAGGAGAAGUUCGAGCAGAAGACUGUGACGAGUCGAGAUGUCCCGAAGGAAACGAAACCUGAAAAGGUUACCGUUAAUGUAACGGCACCGGAGGACGACUCGACUCCGAGCACCCCAAGAGACCGUGCUGGACGGGACAAGAAACCUGAGAAGCCUACCGAUGACUCGGAGCCCGAGCGCGUCCCGUCCUCUCGGAGCUCUCCUCCUACCGAGUCGUCCCCUGUCUCCCAGCCAGCCCGUGACGGCACCGCCCGGCGCUCCUCGCGGACCUCCGAGCCGGCGGAGGACGAGCUGCGGCAGCGGCGCGGCUCGCGCAGCUCGCGCCGCGGCAGCCGCAGCGAGCCGCCGGCGCCGCCGCCCAUCGUCCAGGAGCCGGACGAGGUGGACCGAGCUGGCGCCGAGAUGAGCCGGCUGAAGAUGGAGUACUCCUCGCGCCUGUUCCACUCGUCCGACCCGCUCGACCGGCCCAAGAUUGAGGAGCUGCCGCCUGGUGCCGGAGACCAGGACGAGGACUCUGAGGAGGAGUCUGAGUAUGAGGAGGAUCUGGUGAAGGAGGACGGUAUCCCGCCACGGGAGCCGAGUCCAGAGGUGCCGCGGACCGAGCAGAGACAGGAGCCUCCAACAGAGCUUCCCGAGCAGCAAGUUGACUCGGAAAAUGAACUGCCCGAGCCAGACGCCGCACUGGAAGAGGAACUCCAGAAACAGGCUUUGACCCCAGAGGAGCGUCUUCCCAAGGAGGAUAUUCCGACUCGUGGAAAGCCUCUGGAGAAAGAAAAAUCUCCUGAGAAAGAGAAACCCGCGAAGAAGGACACUCCACCCCGAGACGUGCCACAGCGAAGUCCUUCCCCGGAGAAGACCAAGCGGGCCGAAGCCGAGAGGACCGCGAAGCAGGAGACACAGAUCCCGAGGCCGUCCCAGUACCGGGUGGAUCGGGACCGCGACUUCAAGCCCAAGGCUAGUGCUGAGCCGCUCAAGUCCAAGGUCGACAAGUUUGAGAGCAAGAAACCAGAGGACAGAGCAACCACCGAAGAGCUAUGCCGUGUGGAGGAGCCCGCCUGGCUGAAGCGCUCCUCGGCGCCCCGCGGCAAGGUGCCCACCUCGGGCUCCGGGCAGAUCACGUCCAGUUACGGCGUUGGACCGACAGACGACAGCGGCAUCCCGCUGUUCGGACUGAGGGCCCUCAGAAAACAGAAGGCGGAACAGCCGCCUGCACCAGCUGAAGAGGAGCCAAAGCCGGCUCCUGAGCCUGCCCCUGAGCCGGCCCCCGCCAGGUCCUCGCGGACCCCUGCCGCCGACCGGGCCUCGGCGGCGGCCCCUGUCAUCACAGAGGAUAAGGACGAGGACGAGCCCCGACUGCCACUGUUUGGAGGUCUGCGGGCACUGAAGGCUCGCAACAAGGCAGGUGGCAGCACUGAGCUGUCGGUACCGGACGAUGACGACCGGGCUGGCAGCGAUGUGGAGGAGAUCGAGGCCAAGGCUCGCGAGCAGGAGCGCCUCCUGUCGGCAACGGACGACGACAGUCCGAUCGGCGACGUCAGAACAACCGCCGAGCCGGAGGCCCGUUCGACCCGGACGCGUGCCUCGAUGAUCCCGCGCCUCUCGGACGACCGCUCGCCUUCGAGCACCCUGCGUCGGACUCCCCUCUCGCCCGCCUCCACCCUGGAGAGGCCUUCCUCCAGGGGUCGCUCGCCUGCCUCCACUCUCGAGCGACCCAACUCUGCGGCACGCUCGUCCUCCACUCUGGAGCGACCCUCGUCUGUGGGUCGCUCUCCGGCUUCAACCCUGGAGCGACCUUCCAAAGCAGGAUCAGCCAACUCCACUUUGGAGCGAACCUCCAGAGAGGGCUCGGCUAACUCCACUCUCGAGCGCCCCUCGUCCGGUCGCUGCUCGCCUCCGGCAGAGACCGAGGACCGCAAGCUGACCAGCAUCCUGAAGAAGCCGCGCCCGGCGGACGUCACCUCCACCAGUACGGUGACGUCGCUUCUGGAUGACGUCACGGAUGACGUGCUGCAGGACGUCAGUGGCGCCAGUGAGGACGAGGAGGAUCAGGAGAUGGAGACCGAGGAGCCGGAGCUUGGAGAGAGUGAGGAGGAAGAGCAGGAGGAGGAGCAGGAGCGGGAUCUCACAGAUGGCUCCCCUCCGAGCACGCUGGUACACACGAAGAGCCCGAUGGUGCAGCGUCGCAGCUCGGCGGGCCGCUUCGCGCACCGCAGCUCCGCCUCGAGAUCCAAAGACGAUGACGACUCGCGGAUCCCGCUGAGGAAGACGGCUCCGGGCGGCAGCGCCGGCGGAACCACCCGCAGCGCUCUGAGAACCACGCAGCCGAGGGCGACACCUGACGACGAGCCCCAGAAGCUGCAGGCCACCCAUAGAGUGACUGGUGAUGUCUCGGACAGAGAGAACCAGCAGAUCGGCGAGACCGAGCGGCGGCUGCAGCCCGUGUCGCCGACAGCCACGGACGGACAGACGGCCCGCCGGUCCGCCGACACCGCCUCCUUCCUCGGUGACCGGUCAAAGGUCACCGGAAUACGCGACGUGCUCAGCCGCAUGGACGCCUCCAACUCAGAGGUGGCGUCUCCGGAUGACGCGGCCCGCUCCCUCCUCAAUAAGUUUCUGGGUGCCCAAGUGAUGAUGACCGGUAUGGAGUCGAUGAUGGCCCAGAGCGCCUCCAGUCAGUCAGUGACCACUUCUGGCACCGGACAGCGACCCACCACGAGUGUUCGGUCUCAGCGGUCCCAGUUCCGCGCCUGCCGGGAUCAGGACGGCCAGUGGCAGACGCAGGCGGCCAUGUCCGCGUCAGCGUCCAAGACUCCGUCGGCCACCGAGGCAGUGGUCGUCUGCGGGGUGAACAUCUCCGAGGUCACCGACCAGGACAAACUGCACGAAAUGUUGGAGCAGUGCGACAACUUCGACGAACGCAAGAAGAUCCGCGCGCGGCUGAUGGUUCUCAUGCAGGAGGCCAAAGCACGCCGGGAGCAGGUGCAGCGCCGCCGGCUGCAGCACCAGCAGCAGAGGGACGGAGGAUCCGUCAGCGCACAUGGUGAGUGCCACGAGCAGGAGGAGCCGGAGGCCGCGCUUCCGCCGCCGGCCGGCCUCCUGCCGCUCGUCUACAGUCAGCUGACCAACUCCCUGAGACGUGACGGCAGCGGCUCGUCGACCGGCGCCGGUGGUCUGACAGGGUUCGGCCCCGGCGCGGCCGCAGACUCUGGAACCGAGAGCGGGGAGGAUGUCCCCGGCGGCGAGCUCAGUCACUUCAUGGACGGCCUGCAGACUAGUCUGAGCAGCUCCGAGGUGGCCGCGCCGCCGCGGCUCGUCAGUGAUGUGGUGGACGCGCUGGCCAAGCUGAAGGCGUCGCUGUCUGCCGGGCCGGCAGCGGCGGGAUCCCAGGAGACGAUCGACAUUCAGCGGCUGGUGGGAGGCGCCACCCGGCCUGGGGAACUGAUGACGCUCAUUGACCGACUGCAGAUGUCGCUGCAGCCGCUGACCGGUGGUAGACCCGCCGGACCGGCACCCGCCCCCGCAGCUCCCCCGGCCCCGACAGCUCCGACAGCUGCGACGGCUCCGACGGCUCCGACACUCCAGCAGCGGCUGCCGCCGGCCGGACGCGGAAUCCUGCGCCGACAGCGGCGACCGCACACAGUCGGCAUCACACGGGAGGAGUUCUCAGAGAUCCGGCGCUCGCUGGAUGCCGCCGAGGCUCUGAAGGCCCAGGAGGCGGCUAACACUGGGGAGUGGCCCCCGCCGCCGCCGCCGACCGACCCGACCCCGUGGCGCCGGCGACUGUCCGCCGGUUCCCCAUCGGGAGCUUUGUACUCAGCCCGGUCUCGGCCGUUUACCAGAGAGAUGUCUGAUGAGUACCGACAACGCAGCGCCACCAGUUCAGAGGCCUUCCGACCGACGGUCCGGCCCGUGCCGCCGCCAACUCUCCAGAAACCCUGGCAGCCGAGUGCUACCAGCGCCUUCAAACCGCCAGCUGAGGCGUCAUUCCAGCCAGUGCAAGCCGCCCCACCGCCACCGACGCAGCGAUUUGAAUUGAUUCGUGCUCCUCCUGCCAUGCAAGCCAUUGGCGCGCCACCACCCAUUCAAGCCAUAGGUCCCCCACGUUUACUACAGGCGAUAUGUCCACCUCCCGCUCUUCAAGCGAUUGCCCCUCCGCCCCCGAUGCAAGCGAUAGGUCCCCCUCCCUCUGUACCAGCGCCACCGCCGCCCCAGCAGCAGCAGCCGCCGGAGUCCCAGCCGACGCCGUUUGUGCCCAAGGCGCCGCCAGUGUCAGCUCGGUCAGUACUGGCCGGAUGGAGGAGGCCGCUGCGGUACGUGCGUCGCGCCGACCGACCCCACACUAUCGGGACGACAGAGGAGCACGCGGCAGCCGUGCGCGCCGCGCUGGCCUACUAUCACGCCGAACAGGAGAUUGAUCAGCAGGAUAGCUCGGAGGAUCCCCCGGCGCAGACGGAGGUAGCAGCACCAGCUCCGCCACUGCCUACCUCGCAGAGACCCGGGCUGGGCGCCCUGCGCCGUCAGGCUUCAGUCGACGACGGCAGCUCGCCGGACUUUCCGCAGCCUCAGAGCGCCACCGUCCAUGAGGCCAACCGUCAGUUCGCCUCCAGAGACGCGUCCCGGGUCUGCCGCGCCGACAGUGGCGACGCCCCGCGGCCGGCGCCGGAAGCUGCGACCUCUGAGGCUCCAGUGGGAGCGCCCUCUGCACCGCCGGCCGGGCCGCGUCCCGUCGGAUCUCGCUCCUCGCUUGCUUCGUUCCUGACGAAGCAGAUGACGAAGGAGUACUUGGAGGACUCUAGGAUAGUCUCCAAGGAGCAGGUGAUCGGUAGUAGGCUAUUCAGCCACCAGCUGGCGGCCGCCCGGCAGGACAGCGAGCAGACCGCUCCGCCGGCCGUCUCCCCGGAGCCACCGGAGGUCACCGCUCCCUCCCCGGAGCCGAAGCUGGAGCCGGAGCCGGAACCGGAGCCGGCGGCCGGUCUGACUCGGAACCCGACUCUGCUGGACGCCGGCCAGCGGCGCGCGCGGUUCUUUUGCGGCAGCAUGCCCUCCUCAGAGUGUCCUCCCCACCCGCCCGCCUGCGCCGACUGGUCGCCGUACGAGACGUCCGAGCGGCCCACCACGGUGACCCCUCCUCCCUCUCGACAGAUGUCGCUCGAGGUCAGUCCGCCGUCGGGAGGAGCGCCGGUGGUCGGCGGCUGCGGCCGACUGCCCUGGGCUCGGACAGGCUCGUCGGCGGACCGGCCCGGCGCCGGGCGGCCGCCCUGGGCGCGCGGCCCGCGGCUGGAGAAGGCAGACAGUGUGAGCGGCGGCCCGGCGGCGGCUGACUCCGCCCAGCGCGAGCGGCCGCCCUGGCAAAGGAGGCAGGCGUCGCUGCCUCCAGACCCGGCCCGCGGGGCUGACGAGCGCCAGGGGACGGCCUGGUGGCAGCAGCGGCAGACAUCCACGACACAGAUACAGGCAUCCACCACACAGCAGAGGACAUUCACCACACAGCAGGGGGCAUUCACCUCACAACAGACGGGGUAUACUGAACAGCAGCGGAAGAACCGCUGGGUGCCGGCGCCACAGCAGGGUCCUCAACUACCGCCACAACAGGUACAACAAACACAACAAUCACAGCACAAUCAGCAACAAACACAGCAGUCACAACACACGCAACAGGUACAGCACACACAGCAGUCACAGCAGUAUGUGUCUCAGCAGCAGUCCGUUCAGCAGACAGAGCAGCGCACGGCGCCGCCGCUGCCUCCUGCGUCCGCCGCCCCCGCCACCGAGUCCAGUCUGCGCCAGGCACUGUCCGCCGCCCUGCCGUCCGCCCAGAUGGCUCUGUCGUCUGCGGAGACUCCGGUGGAGCGGCCGGCGUGGAGCAGUCCGGGGCCGGUACGGCGGGCGGCGACAGUCACUUCUGAGCCGUCAGAGCCGCCGCCGGCGCCGCGCCCCGCCCAACUGACCCGGUCAUUACCCGGCGGUGCUCUUCAGAGACUGGUGCAGAGCGCCAACUCGGCCGUCCAGAAAACCCAGGCCAGUCGCGUCGCCUCCUCACCCACCACCUCUGCCGCGCCGGCUGACCCGAGGAGCUACCAGCCGCCACCGCUACCCAAGACGCGCUUCUCGGCCGCCGGAGAGCCCACACCGCGGCCGGUGGCCGACCGCCGCUCGUACCAGCCGCCGCCUCUGCCCAAGACCCGGUUCUCGGCGGACGGCGAGCCGACGCGGGUGGCGUCCCGCCUGCCGGCCGGCAGCCUGCCGUGCUCGCCGCAGCUGGCCAGGAGGCCGCAGCCGGCCGUCGGAGGUCACGGCAUGUUCCGGAGCUGCAGCUCAGAUAUGGUGACCCAGCAGCGCACCGUGUCGGGCGUCUUGACUACCACGUCGCACUAUGUGGCCGAACAUUCUGAGGCCUAUCUCAGUAUGGUCACUCCGGGAAACGACUCCUCAGCUGAAGCGAAAAUGUCGUCCACAUCUUCUUCAGUGGUGACGAAGACGAGCACAGCGCAGUCGGUGACGAGCUCCCGGAGCUCCCAGCUCUCCAAGGGCAAGGCGCCCGUCUCCGCGUUCGACAAGUUCAAGCAGCUCGACUCUGCCAAUCCGAAGCCGAUCCCAAAGACCGACUCCGCAUCCAGUGACGGCGGCUUUAAGUUGGACGCUGGUCUGGCGGCCAAGGCGCAGGGUGCCAAGGAGAUGACGCUUUACUGGGCGCAGUGUCGUACCCGCGACUACCAGAAUGUAAAGAUCGACAACUUCUCGACCAGCUGGAACGACGGCAUGGCCUUCUGCGCGCUCAUUCACCACUUCUACCCUGACGCCUUCGACUUUGAAAAACUCAACCCAAAAAACCGACGAUACAACUUCGACCUGGCCUUCAAAACUGCUGAUGAGAGGGCCGGCAUCUACCCACUACUCGACACUGACGACAUGGUGGCCAUGCGCAAACCGGACUGGAAGUGCGUCUUCACCUACGUGCAGGCCAUCUACCGGCGUCUCAAGGACGGCCCGGUGACACCCAGCGCCUGAGCCCUGCCUGUGACAGACUGUGCCUUUCGCUCGCGACUCGCGUGUGUGUGAGAUUGAGUGAGUGAGAGAGCCGCCCGCGCCGCGCCGUCACUGCUCGCUGUGAUACGCCCGGAGGUGCGGCCCGCGGCGGCGCUACGGACACUGGCGGCCGUCUAGAGCUAGUCACUAACCCGGUCGGCGCGGCCAGCCCAGCGCCGUCCUAUCCCAAUCAUCUGGUGGCGGUCAGACAGCGCUAACAGCGCCGCGCCAGCGCGCAGUGCCUAGUGGACGCCGCCGGUGCGUCCCGUUUUUAGAUAUAUUCAUGAUAUAUGCUAUGGCAGAAGUGGCGUGUGCUCUGUGGUAUUCGCGCAGUGUGAAAUAACCCGGCCUUGUGUAGUGUGUCGUUUUGCAGCCCAGCUAUUUUAAGAGUAACUUAUUGUAACAAAAGUAUUUUGUUGCAUCUGGCGAGUAUUUCAGUGUAUGUUGUGACUACUAUGUUUUUUAACAGAUCAAUAAAUGCACAGAAGGCUG
Messenger RNA from Amphibalanus amphitrite, 15397 nucleotides. Its product is annotated as serine/arginine repetitive matrix protein 2-like. Bases 179 to 14887 code for a protein of 4902 amino acids. Gene Ontology annotation, cellular component: plasma membrane. Lineage: Eukaryota; Metazoa; Arthropoda; Thecostraca; Balanomorpha; Balanidae. Gene Ontology annotation, molecular function: protein binding. The record is from RefSeq and is a predicted model, not a curated record. The transcript has 25 exons. Gene Ontology annotation, biological process: synaptic signaling.